This is a messenger RNA of Suillus subalutaceus, 916 nucleotides long. RefSeq lists its product as uncharacterized. The transcript has 18 exons. NCBI's taxonomy places the organism in Eukaryota, Fungi, Basidiomycota, Agaricomycetes, Boletales, Suillaceae. Bases 1 to 897 code for a protein of 298 amino acids. The record is from RefSeq and is a predicted model, not a curated record.
AUGCUACUCUACGGAGUCAUCUGCAUGCAGACAUUCCGCUACUGGCAAGCAUACGAGCAUGACAGGAAGAUUCUGAAGUGUUUGGUCGCAUCCAUCUGUAUUCUGGAGACUGUCCAUACGGCAUUGACAGUAUACGCUGUCGAGUUUUAUCUCAUUAUGCAUUUCGGAGAUGACACAAAUUUGGAAUACGCAGUUUGGGGCAUGCCCGCUUCAUAUGUUAUCGGUUUUAUUAUAGCUUAUGCUGUAAAUCUUUGUUUCAUUUGGCGAAUACUGCAAUUGAGCCAAAAACGCUGGAUCGCUAUUUGCUUUAUCAUUUUGGCAACCAUUCGCUGUGGCUUUGGACUUGCAAACUGUUCCUUGAGUUUCUACUAUCCCAUGUGGAAGAUAUUUAGGCAACACGUCUUUCCAACUAUGGUGGUUGGAUGGGUGCUUUCAGCAGUGGUCGAUAGUACGAUUGCAUUCACACUAUGUCUAUACCUCCGAAAACGUCGCACUGGCAUGAAUCAAACUGACAGUAUCCUUAACCGCCUCCUAUUGUAUAGCAUCAACACUGGUGCAGUCACAUCGUUCUGCGCUAUUCUGGUGGUAAUCAUGUUUCUCAGUCUACCAAAUAAUCUCGCGUUCAUUGGUUUUGUCCAAGUCCAGAGCAAACUCUAUGCGAUAUCAUUUUUGGCAUCGUUAAACACUCGCAAAAGACCUGGAAUGACCAAGCAGACCGUUCCUACAGUGGAAGGCGUUGCUCUUUCAUUCAUGCCUGACAUUUCGGCGUUCGAGACAUCACACCAACAGUCGUCACACCUGCCUGCCAUUGAAGUCCGGAAGAGUAUUGUGAUGAAUAUUUAUGGCGAUGAUCUGGAUACUGGAAUGGACAGCACAGUUCACGAGAGCGAAUGUUAAGUCUGCACUAACAAGCCAG